Molecule: messenger RNA, 675 nt
Organism: Talaromyces marneffei
Lineage: Eukaryota; Fungi; Ascomycota; Eurotiomycetes; Eurotiales; Trichocomaceae
Exons: 2
Coding region: 1-675 (224 amino acids)
Biological process (GO): 'de novo' IMP biosynthetic process
Cellular component (GO): cytoplasm
Molecular function (GO): phosphoribosylglycinamide formyltransferase activity
Source: RefSeq, a predicted model, not a curated record
AUGGAUGCACCCAUUCGCCUCACAGUCCUCAUAUCCGGCAACGGUAGCAACCUGCAAGCCGUAAUCGAUGAAAUCGCCAAAUCUCCAGACUCCAGACUAUCGAACACUCAGAUCGUCCGCGUCCUCUCCAACCGCAAAACCGCAUACGGUCUCGAACGAGCUUCCAAAGCCGGUAUCCCCACCACAUACCACAACCUCUUAAAAUAUAAAAAGGCGCACCCAGCGACCCCCGAAGGGAUCCAAGCUUCGAGAGAAGAAUAUGAUGCAGAAUUGGCUCGACUGGUGAUUGCCGAUAAGCCGGAUUUGGUGGCUUGUCUAGGGUUUAUGCAUGUGUUGUCGACGAGGUUUUUGGUGCCGUUGGAGGAGGCGGGGAUUAGGAUUGUGAAUUUGCAUCCUGCGCUACCGGGGGCGUUUAAUGGUGUUGAUGCGAUUGAGCGCGCUCAUGCAGCCUGGCAAGAAGGAAGCAUCACCAAAACUGGUGUUAUGAUCCAUAAUGUGAUUUCGGAAGUUGAUAUGGGACAGCCUAUUCUCGUUAAAGAGAUUCCGUUUGUGAAAGGUGUCGAUGAAGAUUUGGAGAAAUUCAAGGAGAAAGUACAUGCAGUGGAAUGGGGUGCUGUGAUUGAAGGCCUGCAGAUCACCAUUGGAGAAAUUAGAGCGAAGCGGUCUUCUUCGUGA